AUGCGCUUCCCGUCCAUUCCAACCCUCAUCCGCACCUUCCACGCCUUUACCAACACCACCUUCCGAGCUGCGAAUCCAGCUCGCGGCAUCUACAGCUUACCCCAACGCGCGACUCUCGUGCGAUCUAUGCCCAACAUCCCAUUUCUCGGCGCGCUUUUCGGCACCAAGAUGGCAGACAACACGAACUAUCCGAUCCAGAAGACGGAAGGAGAGUGGCAGGCCCAGCUUUCACCAGAACAAUUCCGCAUCCUCCGCAAAAAGGGCACCGAAGCACCAGGCUCUAGCAAGCUCGACAAGCACUACCCCGACGCCGGCGUGUAUACCUGCGCAGGUUGCAACGCCCCACUCUACAAAGCCAAUCAUAAGUUCGAUUCCGGGUGCGGAUGGCCUGCCUUUUGGGAUGCAUUCCCGGAUGCUGUGGGCCAGCGGGCCGAUCCAGGUCUAGGCAUGAUGAGAACGGAGAUCGUCUGUAACAAUUGUGGAGGACACCUUGGGCACAUCUUCAAGGGGGAGAGGUUCGGGAACCCCAAGGAUGAGAGGCAUUGUGUGAAUGGUGUUUCCAUCAACUUCAGUCCCGAGGACAAGAAAGAGUGA
This is a messenger RNA of Didymosphaeria variabile, 594 nucleotides long. It is a transcript of the gene MSRB5, whose product is annotated as Peptide methionine sulfoxide reductase B5. Gene Ontology annotation, biological process: response to oxidative stress; protein repair. The record is from RefSeq and is a predicted model, not a curated record. Gene Ontology annotation, molecular function: peptide-methionine (R)-S-oxide reductase activity. NCBI's taxonomy places the organism in Eukaryota, Fungi, Ascomycota, Dothideomycetes, Pleosporales, Didymosphaeriaceae. The transcript is spliced from 2 exons. The coding region runs from base 1 to 594 and encodes 197 amino acids.